Trichoplusia ni (cabbage looper) is the source of this 5190-nucleotide messenger RNA. Its product is annotated as xanthine dehydrogenase-like. The record is from RefSeq and is a predicted model, not a curated record. Gene Ontology annotation, molecular function: FAD binding; iron ion binding; 2 iron, 2 sulfur cluster binding. The transcript has 21 exons. The coding region runs from base 66 to 4763 and encodes 1565 amino acids. Lineage: Eukaryota; Metazoa; Arthropoda; Insecta; Lepidoptera; Noctuidae.
UUGUAUAUAUAAAAGACUUACUAUUUAGCGCAUCAGUCUGCGGCAAGAACCCCAACGAAGUCACUAUGGACUGCAUCAAGUUCAGGGUCAAUGGAGUAGAGCGUGUUGUGGGGUCUGAGAUCAGCUCUGAUGUGACUCUGUUGGACUACCUCCGAAACCACCUCGAGCUGCGUGGAACUAAGUACAUGUGCCGUGAAGGUGGCUGCGGAGCCUGCAUAGUAACAGCAUCUAAAGCGCCUGGAACACCACACGUGUCUGUUAAUUCUUGCCUGGUGACCAUAGGUUCAUGCGAUGGAUGGGACAUAGUGACGAUCGAAGGCUUGGGUAAUAGGAAGACCGGUUACCACACUCUGCAGAAGACGUUGGCAGAAAACAAUGGAACCCAAUGCGGAUACUGCAGCUGUGGCUGGGUGAUGGCCAUGCAUGGAGUCAUGGAGAGCAAAGGAAACUUUACUAUGAAAGAACUCGAAAAUUCUUUCGGUAGCAACAUCUGCCGUUGCACUGGUUACCGUCCUAUCCUAGAAGCUUUUAAGAAGUUCGCUGUGGAUGCUCCAAAAGAAGACAGAAUUACGGACGUUAGUAAAUUAGCUAUUUGCAAUAGUAAAGGAAAAUGUUGUAAAGAUGAAGAAGGCUGGUGCAUGGUUAACGAAGAUGAUGCGCAUAUGAAUAAAGUAAAGUCAAUCCGACUGAAAGAUGGUAAAAACUGGUUUAAAGCUAGAGUCUUACAAGAUAUUUUUGAUAUAUUUGCAAAAGAAGGUACAGAUUCUUAUAUGCUGGUCGGUGGAAAUACUGCAAAAGGCGUCUCUCCCAUAAGUGAAUAUCCUCGAGUAAUGAUUGAUAUAAGUGCAGUCCAUGAGCUGAGAGCUGUGCAAUACGAUCAGAACAUAAUAAUUGGAGCUGCCACGACGUUGACAGAAUUUCAAAACAUUUUGGAAGCUAAGUCAACUGAAGACGCCUUCAGUUAUUUUAGUCAAUUGAUAUAUCAUGUGAAGCUAGUAGCUCACAUUCCUGUACAAAAUGUAAUUGGAAGUGAGGUGAGCUCCGAUGUGAUGCUGGUGGACUACCUCCGUAACUUCCUGGAACUGCGCGGUACCAAGUACAGUUGUCGCGAGGGAGGCUGCGGAGCCUGCAUCGUAACAGCUUCUAAAACUCCUGGCACUCCAUAUGUAUCAGUUAAUUCUUGUUUGGUGGCAGUCACAUCUUGUGAUGGCUGGGAUAUCAGAACUAUAGAAGGUUUGGGCAACAAGAAGGAUGGGUACCACAAGGUCCAAACGACGUUGGCAGAGAACCAUGGAAGUCAGUGCGGGUACUGCAGCUGUGGAUGGGUUAUGGCCAUGCAAGGGGUCCUAGAAACAAAAAAAGACCUAACUAUGAAAGAAAUAGAGAAUUCAUUCGGUAGCAACCUUUGCCGUUGUACCGGGUACAGACCAAUCAUUGAGGCAUUCAAGAAGUUUGCCAAAGAUGCACCAAAAGAAGAAAGGAUUAUGGAUUUACAAAGUCUGUAUAUUUGCAACAAAAAUGGAAACAAAUGUUGUAGUGAAAAAGAAGAUGAUUGGUGUAUGGUAGAAAAGAAUGAUACUGAAUUGGAAAGUAACAAAGUAAAGGAAUUGGUUUUAAAAGAUGGUAGAAAAUGGUUCCAGGCCAAGAGAAUAUGCGACAUAUUUGAUAUUUUAGCGAGAGAAGGUACUGAUUCGUAUAUGCUGGUUGCUGGAAAUACUGCCAAAGGUGCUAUUCCCAUUGAUGAGUACCCUAAAAUUCUGAUUGACAUCAAUAAUGUCCAAUCUCUAAAAACCAUCGAAACCGAUCAAAAUGUCAUCCUUGGAGGAGCAUUAACUCUUACCGAGUUUAUGGAUGUACUCAAAUCAAAAUCUUCGGACAAGAAUUUCAGCUACUUUACCAAAUUUUAUAAUCAUAUGGAUCUGGUCGCUCACAUCCCUGUGAGAAAUGUGGGUACCAUCGCUGGAAACCUGAUGAUCAAACAUGGCUACAACAUGUACCCGUCCGAUGUAUUCCUGCUAUUUGACGCUGUUGGUGCAGAGUUGACCAUUGGAUCUAGAACCGAAAAGUUUACAGUUACAAUGGAUGAGUUUUUGAAACUAGACAUGAAAGGAAAAUUGAUCAUAAAUGUUAUGCUUCCACCCCUUAAUGAAGAUUAUCUUCUGUACACCUAUAAGCUUAUGUCAAGAGCCCAAAGUGCUCACUCCAUAGUCAACGCUGGAUUCCUAUACAAAAUUGAUCGCAAGAAGGAUGUGAUUGAGAAAGCUAGAGUCGUUUUCGGUCACUUAUCAUCAACGUUCAUAAGGGCAAGAGCGACUGAAAGUUACCUGGUUGGAAAGAGGUUGUUUGAGAAUGAAACGGUGCAAGGUGCUUUGGGAGUAUUGGACGGAGAAAUGCUUGUUGAAGAUAAUCCUCCUGAACCGUCUGUAGAGUUCAGAAGGUAUUUAGCAAAGGCUUUGAUGUUUAAGGGCAUUCUUUCUCUAUGUCCAUCUUCAACCAGAGGCCAACGUUUGUCAUCUGGGGCUAUUAACAUCCGUGAAAAUAGACCUGUCACGACUAGCCGUCAGGUUUAUGAAUCUGACCCUAAGAUGUGGCCAUUAAACCAGCCUAUCGCUAAAGUGGAAGCAACGGUUCAAUGUGCCGGAGAAGCUCUUUACACAGAAGACAUUCCUGCCCUCCCUCGCGAAGUCUUCGCCUCCUUCGUACUCAGCACUGUGGCUUUGGGUACGAUAGUCAAAAUUGAUGCUAGCGCUGCUUUGAAAUAUCCAGGAGUAGUUGCAUUCUAUACGGCUAAAGAUAUACCCGGAUUAAACUCGUUCACACCACACGACAGCUUGUUCUACACGGCUAAUGAAGAAAUAUUGUGUGACGGCAACGUCAAAUUCUACCAUCAGCCAAUUGGUAUUAUCGUAGCAGAGACUCAGCAUGUAGCUGAUAGAGCUUCCAAACUCGUUGUAGUGAAGUACAGUAAUGUUAGAAAACCAGUCAUAGAUAUUAAAGAAGCAGUAAAAGAUGAAAGUAAAAAUACUCUGCACGCUUCAGCUGAAGCAACAAACCCUGGUACAGAUGUGUACAAGACGAUAACUGGCAGUAACACAUUCUAUGGUCAAUGUCACUUCCCAUUAGAGAGCAUUGUUUGUGUAGCAAAGCCUAUUGAAGAAGGACUUGAAAUACACGCGGCUACGCAAUGGCUUGAUGGAGUACACACGAUGGUAUCAAGGGCAUUGAAUUUGGGUGAAAAUAAGAUUGAUGUCCAUGUUCGUCGUAUCGGCGGUGGCUAUGGUUUGAAAAUCUCCCGAAGCAUCCAAUCAGCUGUUGCUUGUAGUCUUGUCGCGCACAAACUGAACCGCCCGUGCCGAUUCAUCAUGUCUUUAAGUUCCAUACUUAAAUCCGUUGGAAAGAGAUUCCCUUGCCAUACGACCUUCGAGGCCGCAGUAAACAGUUCCGGUCAGUUGCAAUACCUAAAUGCUGAACUUUAUGAAGACAAUGGUUACAAAACCAACGAAAUGGUUUCCACAAUCGGCAUGGACGUGUACAACAACUGUUAUGAUAAAUCUAAGAUUAAUUUCAAGUACUACGACUCCAUAACUGACAUGCCCAAGAAUACUUUCUGUAGAUCACCUGGUUCUAUGGAAGCUAUUACUAACAUGGAGUGCAUUAUGGAACAAAUUUCCUACGAACUCUCAAUGGAUCCCGUAGCCGUACGAUUAGCCAACUUAGAUCAUGAGCAAUACGGAGAAAUGGCAAAAAUGGUUGAAGAAGUUAAAGUCCAAACUGACUAUGUACCUAGACGAGCGGCAGUUGAUUCAUUUAACGCUGAAAACAGAUGGAAGAAGCGCGGUCUCCGAUGGGCUUUCGCUAGAUGGGCUCCCAUUGGAGCACAACAUUUUGACCUUAACCUCGCGGUUUACCAUGCUGAUGGUACCGUAGCUAUUACCCACGCUGGUGUUGAAAUGGGACAAGGAAUCAACACUAAGGCAAUCCAACUCACUUCCUACUUACUAAAGAUCCCCAUUGAGAAGAUUCAAGUGAAAGCCAACAGCACAGUCGUCACACCGAACAGUUUCAUGUCUGGUGGAAGUUUGACAACCAGUAGUAUUAUCAUUGGUCUCAGAAAAUGUUGUGCGGAGUUGAAUGCUAGAUUGGAACCUUUUAGAGCAUCUUUAGAAAACCCUACUUGGGAGGAACUGAUCACAGCAGCGUAUGGUGCUGAUGUAGAUCUGCAAACUCACGGAUUUACUGGCUUUGGUGAUGCACAAGUCUAUGAUGUGUACGGUAUGGCCUUGUGUGAAGUUGAACUUGACGUUUUGACUGCUGAGUACGAAAUCUUGAGAGUGGAUAUGAUACAAGAUGUAGGUGUGAGUCUUAACCCUGAUAUUGAUAUUGGACAAGUUGAGGGAGCCUUCAUUAUGGGUCUUGGUUACUGGACAUGCGAGAAGCUGGUUUAUACCGAAGAAGGCGAAAAUCUGACCAACCGUGCUUGGGAUUACCAUCUUCCAGUCUCUAAGGACAUUCCUCAGGACUUCAGGAUUUACCUGAAAAAGAACUCAUACAGUAAUGAAAGGAUUCUUGGAUCUAAAGGAACUGGUGAACCCCCGAUUUGUGCUUCAGUCGUCGUACCAUUCGCAAUCAGAGAAGCCAUAACUCAAGCAAGAAAAGAAGCAGGCAUACCUAGCACUGAGUGGUUCCAAAUUGAUGGACCUUUCUCUGGAGAGAAGGUCUACAAGUCUCUAAGACCGAAUGUCAAGGACUUCAGACUGUACUAGAUAUAUGCCACAGGCAGCUCUUCAGCCAAGUGAAGACACUCAAUCGUUACUAUUGCGGUUGAAGAAAGAUGAAGAAACGUGAUCCAUCUUUUUAUUUUUAACAAUGUUAUAAAUAUUUUGUAGUUGUUGUUAACUUUUUAUAAAUAUAAUUAAUAUGUUAUCUGAAGUACCUUAUUUUUUGGUGAUAUUUGAGCUCCGGAUGACUAUUCGUUCACACAAGCAGAACCGUGAAAAUAACUCAAAUGUCCCAAAACACUUGUUCUUGAACAGUUUGUAAAAAAAAUACUGUUUGUAUUGGUAUUGGGCUCUAAUUUUUCGUUAUUCUACAUUUUCAUUUCUUGAAAUGACUUAUUGAAUUUGUUUAGUUAUAUUUUUUUGUUAAGUUUGGAGAUUGUUUAUUUAGUAAAAUAUUUCAUAUUCAUUGAAA